Messenger RNA from Salvelinus sp. IW2-2015, 1409 nucleotides. The record is from RefSeq and is a predicted model, not a curated record. Lineage: Eukaryota; Metazoa; Chordata; Actinopteri; Salmoniformes; Salmonidae.
AUGAUGAAGAUUCUUCUGCUUCUAGGAUUUGUGGCAGUGGCCCUGGCUGAGGUGACGCGUUUCGACGGUAAAAAAAUUAUUCGUCUGAAGCCUGUCAUUGAUGAGCAUGUUUCCCUUAUCAAGGAGCUGGCCAACAGCAUGGAGGUGGACUUCUGGAGUCCUGAGAGUGCUGACCUGGUGACCAUCGAUAUUGACGUGGAUCUCCAUGUUCCAGCUGCCCACACUGACAUGGUCUAUACCAUUCUGCAGCAGAGUGGCAUGGAGACUGGGGUCCUGAUUGAGGAUCUGCAGGCUCAGAUGGAAGAGCAGCUGGACAACAGAACCCCAGACCCCAGAACACACAGCUACACCAAAUACAACAGUUGGGACAAAAUCCAGGCAUGGAUCUCCUCCAUCUCCUCCUCUAACCCCGACCUGAUCAGCCGUCAGGUGAUCGGAAACACCUACGAGGGACGUCCCAUGAACGUUCUCAAGAUCGGUAAGAAGUCCAGCUCCACCAAGCCCUCUAUCUUCCUGGACUGUGGUAUUCAUGCCAGGGAGUGGAUCUCCACCGCUUUCUGCCAGUGGUUCGUCAAGGAGGCUCUGUCCACCUACGGUAGUGACUCUGAGAUGACCGGCCUGCUAAACCAGAUGGAUGUCUAUGUUCUGCCCGUCUUCAACAUCGACGGAUACGACUUCACCCACAAUAGCGUACGUUUUCCUUUAGCCGUUAGCCAUAAACAGGACUGUGGAGAAAAAGACCCGCUCCAGGAUGUCAGGGUUCCAAGCCUGCAUCGCCGUGCUGAUCCAAACAGCGGAAACUGGACACGCUGGAUGGUUGCAGUCUCCUCUCUUCUCUCAGCCACUGGGGCCUCCUCCAACCCAUGCAGUGACACAUUCUGUGGCUCCUCACCUGAAUCUGAGAUCGAGGUGAAGAACGUUGCUGACUUCAUCCGUAGGAACAAGUCCUCCAUCAAGGCCUACCUCACCAUCCACUCCUACUCUCAGCUGCUGCUCUUCCCCUACUCCUACACGUUUCAGCUGGCUGAGCACCACAGCGAGCUGAUGACUGUUGCUGAGGGAGCUUCCAAGGCUCUCCGUAGUCUGUAUGGAACCGAGUACACCAGUGGCCCUGGAGCUGCUACCAUUUACCCUGCUGCCGGUGGCUCUGACGACUGGGCCUACGACCUGGGGGUGAAGUACUCCUACACGUUUGAGCUGCGUGACACCGGGCGCUAUGGCUUCCUGUUACCUGAAUCUCAGAUCAAGCCCACCUGUGAGGAGACCAUGCUGGCCGUCAAGUACAUCACCAGCCACGUGCAGAAGAACCUGUACUAGAGGGAACCAAUCAGAACCCCUCCACUGCCCAGCAGGGACACAUGUCAUGUUUUCUCCUUGACAACAAAUAAUAAAAUCCUCUCUGAUUAUAA